GUUACAGAGGAGAAACAAUCGGAGUCCAUCUCCCCCCAAGUCAAUGAGUAUUGUGGCAGAGGAGCCCCCGCGGUGGAGUCGGCCAGGGCUGCACUUUCCUAAAAUAUGACCAGGGGUGCUUGGAUGCGUCGGCAGCAUGAUGAAGGCUUAAAAUACUGGUUUGCACCCCGAGAGAACGAGAAGCCAUUUACCGAGUCGGAGCGGGCCCAGAGAUGGCGACUGUCGCUGGCCUCUCUGCUGUUUAUCACCGUCCUGCUCUCUGAUCACUUGUGGUUCUGCGCCGAGGCGAAACUGACGCGAACCCGAGACAAGCGGUCGGAAGAGGGGCUUGCAAUUACGGACAUGGGCGAGUACUCAAACUCCCUCCACCACCACCACCAUAUCCCAUCAUCACCUGACCCCCACCGCCUCGCCAGAGAGCAAGAUGUUAUUUUUCUAGGGAAUUCUACCAAACCUCUGUGGCGAAUGGACACCUGUCACCCCGACAGUCUGUCCAAAGACUGCUUUACUUUCACGGACGCGGAGACCGUGUGCCUGGGCCUCUCAGGUGGAGGGGAAGAUGGGACGCAGUUGGCGUACGUGAAUUUGAGCGAUUUGUACCUUUCUUUUUGUAAUUCCUACUCACUUUUGGAUUUGUUUUACGGGUUUACGAGUCCGGACGAUAUGAAUUGCACCCUGGAUAUGGCCAUGGGGGUGGAUCUGCUGGGAUGCAGCGAGUGUGUCCGGGCUUAUCAGCGUCUUGACCAGCAAGCGGAGGAGGACUACCAGGAGUUUGAACUGAUGGUUCAAAAAUACGAGACGGAUGUAUACUCGGUUAGAACGUGCAUGGAGGAAUGUAAGAUGGUGUAUAAGCCCUGGCUGUGUUCUCAGUACUUCCAGACCACCCAGAUGCACUGCAGUAAGCGAAUCCCCUGUGGUCAGUACUGUCUGGAGGUGCAGCAGCGGUGCCCCUUCAUCCUGCCCGACAACGAUGAUCUCAUCCACGGAGGCAGUCCCAGUUUUAUAUGCACAGGGCUGCUGGAGGACUAUCCGUCAGGUGUGGACCCCGAUGCAGAGUGCUGCGAUGUGCGGUGGGACUUGAAAGUGGACAACCGUUCCCGGGGGACCCUGAAAAGAACUCACCCACCAUGCCAGCACCGUACCUCCCUCAGCUCCUCGGCAGCCUGCAGACUGUGUAACAGCCGGCUCAAACUCUGCCUGCUGGUCCUCGUCCUCCUACACACUGUCGCCAGCCUCACUGCAUCCCACAAUGCAACAGGACUGGGCCUCCCCUCUAUCACGCCUCUGGAGGAGAGCCCUGCCAACGAGGAGUGA
Myripristis murdjan (pinecone soldierfish) is the source of this 1314-nucleotide messenger RNA. It is a transcript of the gene nalf1b, whose product is annotated as NALCN channel auxiliary factor 1b. The record is from RefSeq and is a predicted model, not a curated record. The transcript has 3 exons. Lineage: Eukaryota; Metazoa; Chordata; Actinopteri; Holocentriformes; Holocentridae. The coding region runs from base 106 to 1314 and encodes 402 amino acids. Gene Ontology annotation, biological process: calcium ion import across plasma membrane. Gene Ontology annotation, cellular component: plasma membrane. Gene Ontology annotation, molecular function: stretch-activated, monoatomic cation-selective, calcium channel activity.